Molecule: messenger RNA, 1398 nt
Organism: Chanos chanos (milkfish)
Lineage: Eukaryota; Metazoa; Chordata; Actinopteri; Gonorynchiformes; Chanidae
Product: olfactory receptor 11A1-like
Exons: 4
Coding region: 1-1398 (465 amino acids)
Biological process (GO): G protein-coupled receptor signaling pathway; detection of chemical stimulus involved in sensory perception of smell
Cellular component (GO): membrane
Molecular function (GO): G protein-coupled receptor activity; olfactory receptor activity; odorant binding
Source: RefSeq, a predicted model, not a curated record
AUGGGAAAUGCAACUCAAUUCAUGUCUAUAAUAUUAUUAGGAUAUACAGAUGUCGGACCCAUGAGAUAUUUUUAUUUUUCUGGGUUAACUCUACUGUAUUUAAUAAUCUUGUUUUCAAAUGCAUUGCUUAUUGGUGUAAUCUCUAUAGAAAAAACCUUACAUGAGCCCAUGUACAUUUUCCUGUGCAGUUUGUCUCUCAAUGAAUUGUAUGGAAGCACAGCUUUGUUCCCAUCUCUUCUUGUUCAUGUAAUUUCUAAUAUCAGUGAAGUUUCCCUUACUUUUUGUUUUAUACAGAUUUUUUGUUUGUACACUUAUGCGCUUUUGGAAUAUUGCAAUUUAGCUGUUAUGUCCUAUGACAGAUAUGUUUCUAUCUGUUAUCCUUUCCAUUACAGUAAAAUAAUAACUCAUCAUAAAGUAUUUGUGUUCAUUUUGCUUUCUUGGCUAUUCUGUUUUAUACAAUAUGGUUUUACCAUCUUCUUGAGUGCACGACUACAGCUGUGUGACAAUGUCAUUGAGAAAGUGUAUUGUGACAACUACUUAUUAGUUAGACUCGCUUGUUCAAAUACAGAUGUGAAUAACAUUUAUGGUCUGUUUUUCACAGUUUUUUCAUUAGGUAUUCCAUUGUUACUGAUCUUGUAUUCAUACAUGAAAAUUUUGAAGAUCUGUUGGAAUUCUAACAGGGAAACUAAGCGGAAGGCCAUGAGCACUUGUACUCCACACAUAGCAUCACUUCUUAAUUUCUCCUUGGGAUGUUCCUUUGAAAUCUUCCAAAGUAGAUUUGUUAAAGUACCUAUGCCUAAUGUUUUACGCGUUGUAAUCUCUGUUUACUUUGUGAUUUGCCCUCCUCUGCUCAGUCCUGUGAUGUAUGGAAUAAGGAUGAGUAAAAUUAGAAAAGAAAGGAGACAGAAAACCAGCAUCACCAUGUUGCUCCAGAUGCUGUCCCAAGAAAAGCCACAUGGAUGGAGCGAUGAAAUUGAGGUGCUGUUCACCAUUUACUGGCUUGCCUGUGGAGCCUCCUACAGGGCAACUUCAGAUAUCCUUAGAGUUCCAGUUGCCACAGUCUGCAGGAUCGUCCACAAUGUUGUGGAGGAAAAGAUGAACAUCCUCCACAGAGUCAUUCAUUUUUCAAAGGCAGAAGAGCUGGAGGUGGCGGGGGCAGGCUUUUUAGACCCUUCUACCACUGCCUACAUCUCAGGGGACCCUGGCCUCUACAAAGCAGCCAGAUAUGACCUCCGGAGGUCCAUCAGGGAUGCCAAGAAGAACUACAGGAACAAAGUGGAGUCCAACUACUACAGCUCUGACCCAAGGAGCAUGUGGAGUGGAUUUUGCUGCAUCGCGGACUAUAAGGGGAAAAACAGCAUUGCUCCCAGAAGAGCACACCUUUUACACUUGGUUUGA